Myotis brandtii (Brandt's bat) is the source of this 1527-nucleotide messenger RNA. RefSeq names its product leukocyte immunoglobulin-like receptor subfamily B member 3. Gene Ontology annotation, molecular function: inhibitory MHC class I receptor activity. NCBI's taxonomy places the organism in Eukaryota, Metazoa, Chordata, Mammalia, Chiroptera, Vespertilionidae. The transcript is spliced from 9 exons. The record is from RefSeq and is a predicted model, not a curated record. Bases 1 to 1473 code for a protein of 490 amino acids. Gene Ontology annotation, biological process: cytokine-mediated signaling pathway.
AUGGCUGCCUUGAGGGGGAGAUAUCGCUGUUACUAUCUCGGUCCCAGUGGCCGGUCAGAGCGCAGUGACCCCCUGGAGCUGGUGGUGACAGGAUCCUACAGCAAACCCAGCCUCUCAGCCCUGCCCAGCCCUGUCGUGACCUCAGGAGGGAAGGUGACCCUCCAGUGUGGCUCAGGGCAGGGGUUUGACACGUUCAAUCUGACUAAGGAAGGAGAUCACAGGCUCUCCUGGACCCUGGACUCACAGCGACAGCCCAGUGGGCAAUCCCAGGCCCUGUUCCCUGUGGGCCCCGUGACCCCCACACAUAGGUGGACGUUCAGAUGCUAUGGAUGUUACAGAAACAGACCCUACGUGUGGUCACUCCCCAGUGAUGCCCUGGAGCUCCUGGUUCCAGGUGAGUCUGGGAAGCCCUCCCUCCUGAGCCAGCAGGGCCCCAUCGUGGCCUCUGGACAGAACCUGACCCUCCAGUGUCGCUCUGAUGUCGGCUAUGACAGAUUUGCUCUGCACAAGGAGAUGAAACAGGGCCUCCCCCAGAGCCUUGUCCUGCAGCCCCAGGCUGGACUCUCUCAGGCCCACUUCCCCCUGGACACUGUGAGCAGCUCCCACGGGGGCCGGUACAGAUGCUACGGUGGAUACAACCUCUCCUCUGAGUGGUCGGCCCCCAGCGACCCCCUGGACAUCCUGGUGGCAGGACAUCUGGCUGACAGACCCUUCCUAUCGGUGCGGCCAGGCCCUGGGGUGGCCUCAGGAGAGAACGUGACCUUGCUGUGUCAGUCCCAAAGCUGGAUGGACACUUUCCUUCUGUCCAAGGAGGGGGCAGCCGAUCCCCCCCUGCGUCUGAGAUCAAAGCCCGGAGCUCAGCAGUACCAGGCAGAGUUCUCCAUGAGUCCUGUGACCUCAGCCCACGGGGGCACCUACAGGUGCUACAGCUCACACAGCAGCUACCCCUUCCUACUGUCACUCCCCAGUGAGCCCCUGGAGCUCCUGGUCUCAGGUCCCGAAUGGAAACGGAACAUCUUGAUCGGGGUCUUGGUAGCCCUGGUCCUGCUGCUCUCUGUCCUUCUGUUCCUCCUCCUCCGAAACCGAUGUCAGAGCAAAGACAGGACAUCACAUGCUUCUGUGAAGGACCUGCAGCCUGGGGAGAGCGUGGAGCUGGACCCUCAGAACCAGCAGGAUGAAGGCCCCCAGGGAGUGACGUAUGCCCAGGUGAACCGCUCCAGACCAAGACCCAGGCAGCGAAUGGCCACCUCUCUUUCAUCUCUGUUGGGGGGAUUGCUGGACACAAGGGGCAGACAAGCAGAAGAGGACAGGGAGAUGGGCAGUCAGGCUGCUUCACGUGAUACCCCCCAGUAUGUGACCUAUGCCCAGUUGAACCUCUUGGCCCUCAAUGAGAAGACAACUGCACCCCGUUUCUCCCCAUCUGAUGAGCCCCCAGAUGAGCACAUUGUGUAUGCUUCUCUGUCCGUCCACUAGCCCAGGAAGGACGCAGACCUCACAUUUCAGGAAGGGGACCUGCAUAUACCCGGA